Molecule: messenger RNA, 3164 nt
Organism: Cheilinus undulatus (humphead wrasse)
Lineage: Eukaryota; Metazoa; Chordata; Actinopteri; Labriformes; Labridae
Gene: rbm12bb
Product: RNA binding motif protein 12Bb
Exons: 3
Coding region: 756-2702 (648 amino acids)
Biological process (GO): regulation of RNA splicing
Cellular component (GO): nucleoplasm; ribonucleoprotein complex
Molecular function (GO): RNA binding
Source: RefSeq, a predicted model, not a curated record
ACAUGGUCGGAAAGAGAACUACGCGAAGUCGCACGUUAUUGACUAUAAUUCAACUGAUACUCUAUUUUGGUCGAGAAACAGUCCUAAGCACCCGUUUCUCACAGUUAAUUUCUCCGGAACGGCAGAACUGAGUGUGGUGGUUUUGGUCGGGUAAACCCGAGUGGUCAAGGAUUUGGGACUCGAUUUCGUCGUUUGAAGGCCUACGUGGGAAAACGGAGCUUGGUUGUGUGCUCUACAGUCCCAGCGAAUGUGUCUUCUCUCAUUGGCUGCAAGUUUCUCAGUAUUCCUCGGGGCUGGUGAUGGAUUAAAUUUGUCUCUCUUUCAGUUUUUUUGGGGAGUGGACGCUGGCUUUGCUGGUCCUCGUUGAUCCUCGUUGUCACUUUUGUUUUUUACAAGGGUGAUAUUGCAUAUACAGCACCAGGAAAUAUGCUGUAUACAUUGUUUUGUUUUGUGUUUUUUUGUCAUGAAAGCAUGUGUGGAGCAGAGCAAUCAACACAUUACAGCAUUUGAGAUCAAGGACUUUGGUGACUCUGUGAAUCAGUUUCAUUUUCUGCUUGUUAAAGAUCUUAAACUUACCAGCUCAUUAAGCUGAAUCUUGUAUGUGUUUUCACAAACAAUCAGUUGGGGUCUGAAGUCUGAUGACUGCUGAAUGAUGGGAUUUUUGUCUGGAAAGAUUUUGUGAUGACUGUUGUGAUGCCAAACGGCAGGGCACACAAAGAAGAUGCAGGGUGGCAUUUUCUUAGAACUGGUCACUGAUGAAUUGUCUGCAGGCUCUUGGAUUCUGGUGCUGUUGUUUGUGCUUCAGUAUGGCAGUCGUCAUCCGUUUGCAGGGACUGAGUAUUACAGCGGGCACUGAGGAUAUUCGCAAGUUCUUCACUGGCCUCAGAAUUCCAGAUGGAGGGGUGCAUAUUAUUGGUGGGGAGCGAGAGGAAGCGUUCAUUAUCUUUGCUUCUGAUGAAGAUGCAAGAAGAGCCAUGACACGGUCACAGGGUUGCAUAAAGGGUUCAACUGUGACAUUGCUACUAAGUAGUAAAACAGAAAUGCAGAAUGUGCUUGAGAGAAGCACAAAAAAUGCAGAGUUGGAUCAAAAAAGACGCCUUGAAGAUAACUCGAGACGUGCUGGAAGAUCAGUGGAUCCUGAGGUGAGCAGGAGAUCACUUAGCAGAUCGGAUCAUUCUCCCCCCCUCCAGCCCCAGGGGGCUUCAGGCAGUAAUGAGGACUUGUAUUUGUUUUUAAAAGGACUGCCUUUCUCUGUGACAGAGCAGGAAGUCCACGAAUUCUUCAGUGGACUAGCUGUUGAUGCUGUUAUCUUGUUUAAAACUGCAUAUGGUGCAAAGAAUGGGAAAGGUAUUGUCAAAUUUGUCACAAGUCAGGAUACUUAUGAAGGCCUGAAGAGGCAUAAGAAAUACAUAGGGUCAAGGUAUGUGGAGCUGUCCCUCACAACGGCAGAUGACUGGCGUCGGGCUGGUGGUAACUUGCCAAUGGCUGGCAACACCGCUAAGGACUUUGUAAGGGAGAGAUCCCCAAUUCGGUAUCAGAGAAACCCACAGCAUCAUGCCAGGUCCCAAUCACCAAAGGUUUCUACUGAUGAUGAGUACUGUGUUUUGUUGGAAAAUCUGUCCUUUGCGGUUGAAAAAGAGGACAUUAAAAAGCUCUUCUGCAAUGCAAAUCUUGAGGAUGGCCAGAUCCUACACCUUCUUGGCAGUGAUGGGAGAAGAACAAGAUCCACAUUUGUUCUGUUCAGGAGUCUGCGAGACUAUUGUGAUGCCUUAUCUAAUGAAAAAAGGAUGUUCAAAAACCGAUGGGUUUAUACUCGCCCAAUCUCAAGAGAGAAAAUGAUCACACUUCUGGAAUCUCAGGGAGUGGAUGACUCUGAAAAGAUUCAACAGAGGCCUCGAUCUUACCCAAGUGAUGCUUAUGACUCUGAGAAGUGUUGCCUGCUUGUGCGGAACCUGCCAUUUGAUGUGCGGAAAGUUGAGAUUAUGGACUUCUUCCUUGGGUUUGAUGUCACUGAAGACAGGGUGUUUAUAAUGAGGGACCAUAAUGAGGAUGGGGUUGGGAAGGCUUUGGUUCUUCUCCAGUCUGAGGCAGAGGCUAUGAGUGCUCUUUCACUUGAUGGACAAAGGUUUCUGGGGUCAGAAGUAAUCCUGAAAUGCAUUUCACGGUCUCAGAUGCAGCAGUUGGGUUAUCAGCCAUCAGUGAUGCGAGAGCAAAUGAUGCAAAAUCCACAGCCAAGAGAGGAGCAGUACUCGGGUAGGAGUAGUAUGGCAUCCUAUCGUCCCCUUGACGUUGAGUACCCCAACUUCAGGGGUCCUUCUGAUGGUGAUCUACAAAUGGCUUAUGCACCAGCUCAAGUCCAAGGUGGCAGCCAUUAUGAGUCCUAUGCAGUGGGCCCGCCGGGUCCACAAGACAGUGGAAAUGGCUUUCGGGGCGGCUUUGAUGCCCCAGUGCAGAGUUUUGAUGGUCCCACCUGUGUACAGCUACUUAACUUGCCAUUCCAAAUCAAAAGGGAAGAAAUCUAUGACUUUUGCUAUGGUUAUCAGAUUAUCCCUGGAUCUGUCUCACUGCAGUAUGAUCCAAGUGGAAGACCCAAAGGCUCUGCAACUGCGGUGUUCGAGUCCCGUCAGGAGGCCCUAAGAGCGAUUGAUGAGCUGAGUGGAAGACCCAUUGGUCCAAGAAGAAUUCAGCUAGUUCUUGUGUAAAAGUGACAGUGUUGUUAUUCAGGAAACCUUGAAUUACCCCAGCAGUGUGCCUGACAUUUACUCUGUUGAUGAAGGUGAUAUUGAUUAAAGGAAAGCAACUACCCUUUUUCUUGUUUUGGUUGAUCUGGCAUGGCUUUACUGGAUUUUGAAUGUUGUAAAUUUAGCUGCCGUAAAUAUUUUUUAUUUUCUAAGCGCAAUUGUUAAGAAAUGUGUGAGAUAAAUGUAGUCUGCUGAGUUCUUCUUUACACUGAAAUGUGAGAUUUGAUUGUCCCACAGUUUUUUGUUCAACAGUGUGAAUGUGUUUGAUUUUUUGGUUGUUUUGAUUAUUGACGUUUUUAUAAAAACAUACCAUUAGAAAUGUGAGUUUUUCUUCACACAUCUGACACUUAGUGCCAACAAACUUUGUUCUGACUUUCACUUGAAUGUUUUAAGAGUGCAAUUAAUAAAAACAGAACAACUGCA